UUUGACUUGGGGAGGCAUGAGUGUCACUUGUAUCCACUGGCUAGGAGUCAGUGAGUGAGCGAGCGAGCAGAUCCCACCCACCCCCCUCCUGCUCUGUGUUCCUGCCUGCCUCCAGCUGCUGCAGUUCGGCCUGCCCUGUCUGCUUCGGAGCGUGCUGGGAGUUGGAGUUGGAGGUAGAGGAGGUGGAGGGGGUGGACAAACCGUCCUGGGGAAAGCAAGCGGGUGGGGUAACGUGUGCGUGUCCCAGACUGGAAACCAUUUCCAAAAAAGCUCGCGCACUACGGACUAAAGUUGACUUACGAGGCCACUUCUCUAACAGAGACCCCGUGAAACUUGCGCGACUGUUUUCUGCUUGUUUUUUUCUGCAGCGCUGCUGUUGCUCCCUGCUUCGGAGACUCAUUGGUUGGGAGAGGACUGCGCAUUGGCUCUUGUCUGUAUCCACCUCAGAGGGAAGAGGAACAUUGCAGUAGUAAAAGCUCAUGUUUUAUUUUCGCUCCAAACGUCACGGCUGGAGUUAAAUAUCUUCACAUAGUCAUUUUCUUGACGCGGAUUCUCUGGCUCUGCCGUUCAUUCCUCACGGGCAGGAUGCGUCCGCUUCUGUAGGAUAUUCCGCUCUAUUGUUGACAAACAGUUUUCCCAAGAACUUUCCAACGAGCUUCGAGCGCAAGAAGAGGGGAACAAUGUCCACACCGAGGUUCAAAAAGGAUAAAGAAAUCAUCGCAGACUAUGAGAGCCAAGUCAAAGAGAUUAGGACCCAGCUGGUGGAGCAGCAGAAAUGCCUCGACCAGCAGACGGAAAUGCGGGUGCAGCUGCUGCAGGACCUUCAGGACUUCUUCAGAAAGAAAGCAGAAAUUGAAAUGGAAUACUCUAGAAACCUGGAAAAACUGGCUGAGCGCUUCAUGGCGAAGACUCGCAGCACCAAGGACCACCAGCAGUACAAAAAAGAUCAGAAUCUGCUGUCACCAGUCAACUGUUGGUACCUGCUGCUGAACCAGGUCAGGAGGGAGAGUAAAGACCAUGCAACACUGAGUGACAUCUACCUCAAUAAUGUUAUCAUGAGGUUCAUGCAAAUCAGCGAGGACUCCACGCGGCUACUGAAAAAGAGCAAGGAAAUUGCUUUCCAGCUUCAGGAAGACUUAAUGAAAGUGCUAAAUGAGCUAUACACAGUGAUGAAGACCUACCACAUGUACCACUCAGAAAGCAUCAAUGCUGAGAGCAAGCUGAAGGAUGCUGAGAAGCAGGAAGAAAAGCAGAUUGGGAGGGGGGACCCUGUCUUCAGCAUACGGAUGGAGAAGAAGAUUGAGAAAAUAAAAGAGAAGCGUCAAGCCAAGUACUCGGAAAACAAGCUGAAGUCGAUCAAAGCGCGGAACGAGUACCUGCUGACACUGGAAGCGACAAACGCGUCCGUUUUCAAGUACUACAUCCAUGACUUGUCGGAUUUAAUUGAUUGCUGCGACUUGGGAUAUCAUGCAAGUCUGAACCGGGCUCUGCGGACCUACCUCUCGGCAGAGUACAACCUGGAAACGUCGCGCCACGAGGGUUUAGAUAUCAUUGAAAAUGCAGUGGACAGUCUGGACCCACGGAGUGACCGACAGAGGUUUAUGGAGAUGUAUCCGACAGCCUUCUGCCCACCGGCCAAAUUUGAGUUCCAGUCUCACAUGGGGGACGAAGUGUGCCAUAUCACAGCACAACCGCCAGUCAAUGGGGAGCUCAUUCUCAGGUUCCAGCAGUUGCAGUCUCGACUGGCUACUCUGAAGAUUGAGAAUGAAGAGGUGAAAAAGACAUCAGAGGCCACUUUGACCACCAUCCAGGAUAUGGUGACCAUUGAAGACUAUGAUGUGUCCGAGUGCUUCCACCACAGCCGCUCCACAGAAUCGGUCAAGUCCACCGUGUCCGAGACGUUCCUGAGCAAACCCAGCAUCGCUAAGAGAAGAGCCAACCAGCAGGAAACUGAGCAGUUCUACUUCAUGAAAUUCCGCGAGUUUCUGGAGGGCAGUAAUCUCAUCUCCAAACUGCAGGCCAAACACGACUUGCUGAAGAGGACACUCGGUGACGGCCAUCGAGCUGACUACAUGACCACAAGUAGACAUCCCAAUGGGCUGUACAAAACCCUCACUGGCCCCCGGCGGUCUAGACCCCGCUCUUGUUUCAAUGUUAAGCUAUUUAAUGGAAAUUUGGAGUCAUUUAUCAAGGAUUCUGGACAAGCUAUCCCCAGAGUGGUUGAAAGUUGUAUUCGCUACAUAAAUCUAUAUGGCCUCCAGCAUCAAGGGAUCUUUCGUGUGUCUGGAUCCCAGCUGGAGGUCAACGACAUCAAGAACUCAUUUGAGAGAGGAAACGACCCUCUGACAGAUGAUGAGGAUAAUCAUGACAUCAAUUCGGUGGCUGGUGUUCUCAAGCUCUACUUCCGCGGUCUGGAGAACCCUCUUUUCCCCAAAGAGAGAUUUAACGACCUGCUGUCAUGCAUCAGAAUAGACAACUUGUAUGAGAGAGCGUUAUACAUCCGAAAGAUCCUCAUAACCAUUCCCAGAUCGGUUCUCAUUGUGAUGCGUUACCUCUUUGCCUUUCUCAACCAUCUGUCCCAGUACAGCGAUGAGAACAUGAUGGACCCAUACAACCUGGCCAUAUGUUUUGGUCCCACGCUAAUGCCUACUCCAGACACCCAAGACCAGGUCUCCUGCCAGGCUCAUGUGAAUGAGAUCAUCAAGACCAUCAUCAUCCACCAUGAGACCAUCUUUCCUGAUGCCAAAGAACUGGAGGGGCCCAUCUACGAGAAGUGCAUGGCUGGUGGCGACUAUUGUGAGAGUCCCUACAGCGAGCAUGGGGCACUGGAAGAGGUGGACAAUGAGGGAGGGACAGAGACGCACACCAGUGAGGACGAGGGCGAGCCGAUUGAGGCCAUUGCCAAGUUUGACUAUGUUGGGCGCUCCUCUCGAGAGUUAUCCUUCAAGAAGGGCGCCUCUCUGCUGCUUUACCAACGAGCGUCUGAAGAUUGGUGGGAGGGACGACACAACGGGAUUGACGGCCUGGUACCACACCAGUACAUCGUUGUCCAGGACAUUGAUGACAACUUCUCUGACAGCCUGAGUCAGAAGGCUGACAGCGAGGCCAGCAGUGGCCAUGCAGGAGAAGAUAAAUGUUCAGGAAAGGACAUCAGCUCACCCACUGACACCAGGAUCUCUGAGGCCUACAUCGCCAGGCAUAGAAAAAGAUCAGACCCACCAACUCGCCGGCCCCCGACGCGCCCCAGCAACAUCCACUGCAUGCUGCAUUCGUCCCAGCAGGGCCACGGAGGGACCCCGGAGAUGGGCUCCCCAGUUCUGGGCCACUUCAGCCCACGGGACAUGCUGAGAAGCCACAACCACAUGCCGAUGGACAGCCCGGAGCGGCGGCGGCGCACCGGCCACGGCAGCCUGACCAACAUCAGCCGUCACGAAUCUCUGAAGAAGAUGGAGAGCCCGCCAAUCCGUCGCUCCACCUCUUCAGGCCAGUACACGGGCUUUACUGACAGCCAUCACCACCACAGCGGCAAGCCCCUGGACCCGGAGACCAUCGCACAGGACAUAGAGGAAACAAUGAACACUGCCCUUAAUGAGCUGCGUGAGCUGGAGCGGCAGAGCUCAGCUAAGCACGCCCCUGACGUUGUGCUGGACACCCUGGAGCAGCGGCAGACUGCCGGCGGAGGCGGUCCCACUAUGGCAAGUUCGAACGAGUCCCUGAGCCCUAUCCACGGCGUCAUGCUGAGGUCCACAGCCAACACUGAGCCACCAAUCCGCCGCAGCACCAGCUCCUCCAGCGAGGCCAUGAGCACCUUCAAGCCCAUGGUGGCGCCACGCAUGGGGGUGCAGCUGAAACCUCCUGCUUUGAGGCCCAAACCAAUGGUCAUGCCUAAGUCCAAUCAGGCCCCGCAGCCUCCUGCUGGGUCUGCUCAGGACCCUCUAGAUAAAACCUGUACCAUGUAAGCUCUGGGGGAAAAAAAAACAGAGAUGGAAAGCAAAACUCUGUCUGAACUUCCACCUGUCGUCAAUACACAGAAAAGAAGAGGACAAGAUCCAAGAGAUCUUUAUAACCUUUCCAAUUAUAAGUUGUAGUUGCAAUGUAGAUUUGUCAUCCAAGCAAAUUGUCUGCGUCAGUAACAUGCAGUUUUAUUUUAAUAUGUUUAGGUUACCAUCUACCUUACAGCAUAAGGUUUUUAAAAAGGAAUUUGAACAACAAAUCACAGCAUCUUCCUUGGGAAUUUAGAUUUAGUUUGGUUUACAAGUAAUAAAGAACUAAAACAAGUUAGUAGUAGAGAAGCCUGAAGAGAGAACUGCAGUGACCACAGUGGCUAAAACAAGAGGAUUAUUUCUGUCCGUACCUGGGAGUGGCCUUGAAGACGUGAAUCCCACCAACGGUUUUACAGGCCUAGCUGGAAAUGUAACUGAUUUUAACUUUCUGAUGUUAAAACGGUGCUGGACAAUAAACUGCUUAAAAGGUUGCCCAUCAUGUGGCUCCACAACUUAUUUAUUAACGGUACUCUGUUAAUAAAUGAAAAGUACUGAAACUUGUACCCUUCCUUUCGGUAGCAUGUAAACCGCAGCUUUUUUUCAUUUUAUUUUCUGCGAGGUGUUUGAAGAGUUGUCUUACACGGAAGUAUAGAUUACGCCUCUUUUCUGUGCUCACUCAGAUUGAUGAAACUUUAUUGUAUCAAACCAGAAGAAAGAUGGAAGAACUGGAUAAAACCACUACUUUGUUGUGAACCUCUAUGCUUCCGAUUUCUGCAUCUAUACCUAAAACUGAACGUACGCCUUUGUAUAUGUGUCAACCCUGAGUGUGAACGAUGACUUCAAACAUUUGAUCACACAGUGCGGAUCACAUGUCAUAGCCUUCUGUAUGCCUUGGCUUUAUCUACCCAAAGACUUGUGUAUAGGUGAAAGCAUGGAUGUUGAACCUCCACAUUCACUGAUGUGUUUAGACUUAAGGCAGCAUCUUAGCCCGAGUUUCUGCCGGUAGCCAUGGACCUUAUGACUGUUAGUGUGAAAGCCUGGUCAUACAGCCACCCUCCUCAUCCUGCUUCUUUCUGUGAGGGAGGCUAACAUUUUGAGCCUUACAGUCUGUCCUGUUCAGGUGAGCAUGUUACCUUUUGUUGUUGUUGUUGUUGUUGUUGCUACUACUUCACUUGGACUGGUAUUAUUACUUCUGUGCAGAUUUAUGAGUUCAUCUAAAUGACAUGGAACAAGAAAAAAAAAAAAAAAGACCACACAUUGCUCUGCUCCUGAGCAAUAAUUUCUAGAUGAAAUAGCCUCAGAAAUUUGUGCGUGCCAGACUCUAGAAGCUCUGUACGUUCCCGCCUCUGUAAUAUAGAAACAGUCGCUGGGUCCACGUCAUUUGUAUGUUAUUAUACACGGAUCAAAGCUGGUUUGCAGGAAUAGGAAAUGCUCUCCAAUAGCAAGUUUACACCAUCUUUGACUUGACUAAAAAACACGUGUGGAUGGAUUGAAAGUUAAUUUCUGAGUUAAUGAUUUCAUUAUUUUCAUAAUCGUUUUUGUUUUCUGUUUGAUUUUGGAGAGUUAAAAUCACUCGGAGCCUAUGUUGUAGAAGACGUAGGCAUUAGUAUGAAGCCAGUUGUCGGUGUGUGUUUUUUGUUUUUGUUUUUUUGGGGGGGGGUUCUGGUCACAAUGUAACGGAUCAGCAACAGGACUCUGUUAAGCUGACUGUAAACUUUAAACUAGUCUGUUCUGUACAUCAGUAGUAUGUACUUGUGAAAAGUGCCUUUGAAAAUGUUUAAAUGGAACUUUAGACAUUCUGUCCUGUUGUAUUUUCAACUUAGAUGCUGCAGUUUUCAAUAAAUGCAGAGUAGCAAGUAGAAAUGGAUUAAGACUUAGUUUUCCAAACGGCUCUAUGGCAGAUAUAAUAUUAACCGGCUUCCACAUCGUGACAUUGCACUUUUAUGUAUAUACCUGUAAAUAUGGCAUGUAACAUCACAACAUCUAAAAUUCUUUCAAUGGAGGAUUUUUUUUUUUUUUUAAUAAAGAAAAUAGUU
Messenger RNA from Gambusia affinis (western mosquitofish), 6019 nucleotides. RefSeq names its product SLIT-ROBO Rho GTPase activating protein 1a (gene srgap1a). Gene Ontology annotation, molecular function: protein binding. The coding region runs from base 681 to 3959 and encodes 1092 amino acids. Gene Ontology annotation, biological process: negative regulation of cell migration; signal transduction. Gene Ontology annotation, cellular component: cytoplasm. The transcript is spliced from 22 exons. NCBI's taxonomy places the organism in Eukaryota, Metazoa, Chordata, Actinopteri, Cyprinodontiformes, Poeciliidae. The record is from RefSeq and is a predicted model, not a curated record.